UUCCCUUUUUGCCCCCCUCUCCUGCCCUCCUGGACAUCUGGACUUUUGUCACUCAUUGAGCUUGCUCUUCAUUGCUCUUUCUUUCCUUCUCACGGUUCAUAUUCGUCCAAGUCCCAUUUCCAAUUCUACAACACAAUUUCUUUUGUUUUCCCCUGAACUACACACUACCCCGCCAUGGCCCCUCCAAAGGUCUUCUCCCUCGAGGGCAAGGGUCUCAAGCUCGACACCGCGGAGGACAUUGAUGCCCACAUCAAACCUCUUGUUGAGUUUACCGACUACACCGAGAUCCGCUUUGGCGGUAACACCCUGGGUGUUGGUGCAUCGGAGCGCCUCGCCACCGUCCUCGCGACCCAAAAGAGCCUCGAAGUUGCCGAGCUCGCCGAUAUCUUCACCUCGCGCCUCCUGUCCGAGAUCCCUCCCGCUUUGAAGUCGCUUCUGGACGCUCUUCUCGAGAUCCCCUCCGUUCACACCGUCAACUUGUCCGACAAUGCUUUCGGUCUCAACACGCAGGCGCCCCUCGUCGAUUUCCUUUCCCGUCACGUCCCCCUCCGCCACCUUAUCCUGAACAACAACGGUCUCGGCCCCGCCGCUGGUACCCUGAUCGCCGAUGCUCUGAGCAAGCUUGCCGAGCGCAAGGAGGAGGCUCGCAAGGAGGGCAAGGAGGUCGCUAUGUUGGAAAGCAUCGUCUGCGGACGUAACCGCCUGGAGAAUGGUAGUAUGGAGGCGUGGGCACGUGCUUACGAGAAGCAUGCUGCUGGCAUGAAAUCCGUCAAGAUGACUCAAAACGGUAUUCGCCAGGAGGGUACCUCGUAUCUGCUCAAGAACGGCCUGCGCCAUUGCAGCGCCCUGGAAGUUUUGGAUCUGCAGGACAACACUUUCACCGUGGUGGGAUCCACUGCGUUGGCUAGCGUUCUGGAGGGUUGGCCUGCUUUGAUUGAGCUGGGUGUUGGUGACUGCCUGCUCUCUGCCCGUGGUGGUGUCAAGGUUGCCAAGGCUCUGGCCGCCAACAAGAACCCCGAGCUUCAGACUCUGCGUCUGCAAUACAACGAGAUCAAGGCCGACGGUGUCAAGGCUCUGACCCACGCUGCCAAGACUGCUCUCCCCAGCCUGCGCCGCGUGGAACUGAACGGCAACAUCUUCUCGGAUGAGGAUACCAACAUUGCUGACCUGCGUGAGCUUUUGGAGGCCCGUCAGGAGGAGCACGGUACCGAUGAGGACCCCGAGGACAGCUGGGGUGUGGAUGAGCUGGAUGAGCUCGAGGAGGAGGGUUCUGAAGAGGAGGAGAGUGAGGAGGAGGAGGAGGAAGUCGAGGCCAAGGCUGAGAAGGUGCUCGAGGAUGCCGAUCGUGCUGAGCAAGAGCCGGUGGCUCAGAAGGCCGACAAGGAUGUUGAUGAGCUGGCCGAAGCUCUAGGCAAGACUGGUCUGUAGAUCUGCUUGGACCACUGAACUGCCCUUGAUUUUUCUUUUUUCCCCAUGAGAGAUGGAGUUUGGUGUCGUCGAUUGUCUCUGCGUCUUGGGGUGUCACUACCAGCGUCCUGCACCGCUCCGAUCUGCUUUGGAUGAAGCGGUUUUCGUCGGUUUCCAGGCUCAUCACCCCUCAACGGGAUGAGGUUCUGAUUGACGACCCGGCGCCAUCUCUCCAAAACUUUCCCCUUACUUCAUAUACCCUGUUGAUGAUGAUGACUGCACAUAAUCCCCAUUGAUAUCACCCUUACCAUAUGCAUAGCCCUUCUGAGCUCUGGUGUCUAGGCAGGAUAGAGGAACAAAAGGUUCUCCAUAUAGAUAUGAAUACAACCCCGAGCCUCGCCUGGCGACCAUCUCUUUCUUGAAUAUUACCAUUUGCUUAGUAUUAUUUCUCCG
Penicillium brasilianum is the source of this 1860-nucleotide messenger RNA. Lineage: Eukaryota; Fungi; Ascomycota; Eurotiomycetes; Eurotiales; Aspergillaceae. The record is from the annotation of a GenBank genome assembly.